AUGACAGAAGUUGAGAAGAAUCUGUGCGACGGGAAUUCGUGCGACGGGAAUCCGUGCGACGGGAAUCCGUGCGACGGGAAUCUGCGCGACGAGAGUCAGGGAUGGCAGUUUCUGGAUGCGGGAGACGGUUACCACACGAUCAAGAACCGUCAAUCGGGCGAUUCGAUCGGCCACUGGCGCGGCGAAGAUGUCACCGCCGUUCCAGAUGCUGACGUGUCGAAUUUCAACCACCAGUGGAAGCUCUACGACGUCGGGAAAGGCCUCGUCGCCAUCAGAAACCGCUGUACAGGAAUGGUUCUGGCGCGUUGUCUCGGUACCGUGAUGGCGUAUAACGGGGAUGAGAGGAACCCGAACCACUGGUGGAGAUUAAAGGAGGUGUCUCCGUCAGCAGUGUACUACGUGGGACCUUGGGAGUUCAUCCGGAAUCGCCGGAGCGGCAAGGUGCUGCAGCACUCACAUCAGCAGCCGUUGACGGAUUCCGUCAAGCCUGGCAGCCCCGUCGCUACUACUUGUACCAAUACUGAACAGUCUAACUCAGUCAAAGCAGUAGAGCUGAUUCCCGGUGACGUCACCCAGCAGUGGCGGCGGGUUGCCGUGUCAGAGGGCUACACGUGCCUCCAGAAUCGCGCCUCCGGCUCCCUGCUCACCACCAUGAUGACUCCUCACGCGCCUCUGAACUCCUCCCUGCUCACCAUUGGCGGUGCUACAAGUGGAACCGAAUCAUACAGUAACGCAGCUGCAUCACGGGCAACAGCAGUGCCAGUGGAAGCACAGGCGAGGGACAACGAGGUGACUCGCGAGGGCAAUCAGUGGCUGCUGGCGGAAAUCAAUGGUUUGGAGAUCUUCACGCUGCAGAGCCGCCACGGGGGAGCGUUUCUCGAGAACACGUGCGGGGCAGAGGUGCGAGGAAGCUUGGGGGCAGUGGAGGCGAGCACGUGCUGCCAGUGGGUCGCCAUCCGCGCAGAUGCCAUUGAUGACGUGGCCAAGGCAAAAGUGGAUGACGUGGCGGGAUCCACGCCUGGGCUUCUUACGGUUCCCAAAAGAUCCAAGCUGGAGCUUUUCAAAGCGCCGCGCAAACCCAAAGCGGUGCUUCUUGAGGCGCCUAAACAAUCCACGCCGGAGCUUGCACAUGGUAACUCCGCACCUCUGCCGCCGGUGCUGCCACUCUCGCCGCCAGCCUUGCUGCCAGGCGACUCGACACCUGCCACACCGACGACGCCUACCAAACUCAAACCCUCGUCACCAUCACCAGAAUCAGGUCCGUCCCAGCCGCCACAGCUGACGGUGAAACUCCUGUCGAAUCCGACAGACAGGGUGUUUGAAGGGGAAUCUGAAAGGGAGCGGUACUCCACCACAGCCCUGCCCCUGCUCCUCCCCUGGAGCUACCUCCGCAACCGCAUCACCGGCAUGGCUCUUGCUGCGCAUGCGAGCGGCAGCGUGGAGGCGCGGGAGUUUGAAGGCGGCAGCCUGCAGCAGCAGUGGCGCGCUGUGAGUGUGGGCGUGGUGGCAGCAGCACCAGCCGUGUCCUACUUCUUCCUCCAGAACCGCGCCUCUGGGUUCGUUCUGAGCCACUCCUGGUGGGGCAGCCACGUGGCAGCUAGUGAUUGCCAUGUGGCAGGGGAGUACAGCCAAUGGGAGCUGAGAGGCGCGUGUGGAGGGUUCUGGGCGAUCAAGAACCGGGGCAGCGGGAAGGUUCUGGACCAUUUCUUCGGGAUAAGCAUUCAGGCUUAUAGCGAGGAUGAGCUGCAGUACCAGCACCACUGGACCAUCACCCCUGCAGGGACCACUGGUGGGAAGGCGCACUGGGAGCAGGAAGAGGAGGAGAGCGAUGACAAGUGGUGCAAAGCGGUGCAGGGUGGUGGUGAGGGGUCCGCGAGCCUUGCUCUUGUGGUGGACCGACCGUGGAGCUAUGUGUUCAACCGGGACAGUGGGAAGGCGCUGGCUGUGUGCGAGGAGAGCGUAGAGGCUGUGGAUUAUGAGUGGGGGGCCUUGGAGCAGCAGUGGCGCGCAGUGAAGACGGAAAAGGGUUACCACGCGUUACAGAAUCGAGCCUCCGGGCUGGUUCUGGAUCAUUACAGCGGGCGGCGGAUCGGCGCGUAUGAUAACGAUUUUAGCAGCGAGUUUCACAAGUGGCAGCUGAAAGACAUAGAGGGAGGCGUGUAUGUUGUAUUGAAGAACAAGAAAACGGGGAUGGUGUUGGAUCAUUACUAUUGGGAGCGGUUGGAAGCGGUGAGCGGGGAUGAGAAGAACAAGGCGCAGCACUGGAGGGUGGUGCCUGCCAGGCAGAUGGCCCGAGAGGGCAUGGGUCCCCAGCCUUCCCCCGAGACUGAAACCGUGGUUGGAGAUUUGAUUUCUCUCUGGGAGAGAGACAGUGUGCCGAAAGGGGAGCUGAAGGGGUUGUAUUUAGUGGAGGGCGGCAAGCCUCGUCACGGCAUUCGGGUGGUGAAGUCGGGGUUUCGUCACAGCUGUCAGAUCCACCUGCUGCAAGUGAGCAUCCAAGGGCUGUCAUAUGCGAGUGUGGCUGUGCCGGCUGGGGUGGACGUGGGGAGGGGGAGGAUCCGGGUAGCACUCAGGAGGAGUGCGGAGGGGGGAGGGGAGGUGGUGGUGGUUGACUCGCUUGACUUGAUGAGAAUUCCCGAGGUGGAAGGGCCGUUGGUCAACCUUGCGGUUUUUGUGGGGGUAACUGCGGAUCAGGUUUGCAUUACGUUUAUAAUUCAUUACUGUACUAUCAACUGCCUCUCGCGCCGUUCAUGGAAGCAAAGAGAGGCUGCAGCAAGCUCGUCGCCAGAUAGCCACAGGCAGUCAGCUCCCUCUCCGCUCGCCGCGACAGUCGCUGCGGCAGUCGCUGCGGCAGUCGUGCGCGGGCGUGUCACGGCACGGAUGGAAGGUGACUCGAUGCCCGCGCCGCCCACGCCGAGGCCGGGGGGCUCGCCGCGAAUCCUCGUGGCCGUCGACGAAUCGGACGGCGCCGAGGCCGUGAGUGCCGCACGUGCCGGCGCCGCCUCUCUGCCUUUACCCUCUUUCCACCCUCCCGCCGUCUCCCUCGCCCUCCUUCCCCUCUUCCUUCCCCCCCUCCAUUUUCUCACGUCCCCCAUCUCCGCCUUCCCCUCCUCAUCAGACACCCGAUCUGUCGUCAACCCCCCCCCCUCUCUCUCCCACGCGACCUGCGCCUCGCGUUCCUCACAAUGCCUCUUUGCCACCUUCACCCAUCCCCUCCACCUCUCUCCACCCCUCCUCACCCUUUCCCACCUUUCCCCACCCCUCCCUUUCCUCCCCCACGUGCGUACUUGGGCUGCCCCGGCAGGCCUUCCGCUACGCGCUCACGCUGCUGAGGCGCAGCGACAACAUAUACGUGCUGCACGUGCUGGACCCGCGCACAUGUGA
Messenger RNA from Closterium sp. NIES-65, 3384 nucleotides. Lineage: Eukaryota; Viridiplantae; Streptophyta; Zygnematophyceae; Desmidiales; Closteriaceae. The record is from the annotation of a GenBank genome assembly.